This is a messenger RNA of Yamadazyma jaroonii, 1234 nucleotides long. NCBI's taxonomy places the organism in Eukaryota, Fungi, Ascomycota, Pichiomycetes, Serinales, Debaryomycetaceae. The record is from the annotation of a GenBank genome assembly.
AUGCUUAAAUUUUUAGGUUUAUUGCUUUUUCUUUGCUUUAAAGUUCAAGCGGUCACUAUCGGAACUUGUGACUUUGAUGAUGUUAACGUAGGAUUGACCGCUGAUUACUACGAUCUCCUGUUAGACGCCGCUCAAUGCUCUGGUACCACUUGUAUCAAUUACUUGCCCAAUGUCGAAUCAUUACCAUUGAAUAGGACAAUUUAUGACGUGAGAAAUCUGUCUUUUUACUUCCCAACUCCACCAAAUAAUAAUGAAUUGUACGGUGAAUACGUCUACACCUUUAGAUUUGGACUAAGAUUGACGGGUUAUCUCCAUGCCUACGAAGCUGGUACUUACACGUUCAAAUUUCUUUUGGGGGAUGAUGUAGCUUCCAUGUAUCUUGGUACAACUCAGAAUUAUGACUGUUGUGGUAAUGUUACAGACAAUGCUGGAGAUUCACCUAAGUUGACCACAAUAUAUACCGAUCAGACGGCCCGUACAUACCUGGUGACCUUACUGCCCGGUUACUACCCGAUCAAAUUCCUUCUUGCAAACUUUGGUGGUACAGGUAGUUUGAAAUAUCAAAUCACUUAUCCAAGUGGGUCUGUUUUCACAAGUGAUAAUGCUCCAAUCUAUAAUCCAUCACGUGGUGAAGCCUGUGUUGUAGCCACUACCACAGUCACUAGUACAUGGGAAAGUAGUUUUACUUCAACCACAACUACCACUCCCACUAAAACUGGAAGAGCCACCGCUACUGUGGUAGUCGAAGUUCCUCCUUUAUCUACCACUACUGUUCCGGGUACUUCUGAUAGAACAUACACAACAGCUUUUACCACAGAGGGUUCCACCACUUCUGAAGUGGUAAUUGUUACAAUCCCUAUAUCUACCACAACCUUAACAGGCACCGACAGUACCACAAUGACUUAUACAACCGCCAUCACUACAGGAGAUAUUACUACUUCCAGGGUUGUUGUGGAACUUCCUCCAUUGUCAACUACAACCAUUCCAGGUACUUCACCAACAACUUAUUUGACUACCAUCACUACUGGCUCUAUUCCAACUACUGAGUAUGUUGUGGUUACUACCAGUAGUUCGGUUCCAGAUAUUCCAACCACUACUAUUCCAGGUACCUCACCAACUACUUACCUUACCACCAUCACCACCGGUUCAUUACCUUCAACUGAGUAUGUUGUGGUUACUACCAGUAGUUCGGUUCCAGAUAUUCCAACCACUACUAUUCCAGGUACCUCACCAA